Molecule: messenger RNA, 4736 nt
Organism: Pleuronectes platessa (European plaice)
Lineage: Eukaryota; Metazoa; Chordata; Actinopteri; Pleuronectiformes; Pleuronectidae
Product: FYVE, RhoGEF and PH domain-containing protein 6
Exons: 21
Coding region: 199-4035 (1278 amino acids)
Cellular component (GO): cytoplasm
Molecular function (GO): metal ion binding; guanyl-nucleotide exchange factor activity
Source: RefSeq, a predicted model, not a curated record
GGUUCAUACCGCAGGCAGCCGGAGGUGCUGCAGUGACUCCGAGCUGUUGGCAGUGGGACCACUAGUGCUGCUCUCGGACAAACGCGAAAAAACAAUGUCGGUAACUUAGUUUGAGUCGUCGUUUCGUGAUGUGACGACCAGAGAAGGUUCGAUUCCUCUGGUCUGACAGAAGAAGAAAGUGAAGAGAAAGAAGCGAGGAUGAGCUCAGACAUGCACAAACCACCUCUAGCCCCGAAACCAAAGCUGGUGCAACCCCAGAGGCCGGGGCUCUCUCCCUCCACCACCAGAAGAGCCUGCCUUUCUCUCCCGUCUCCCGGCACGCCAAGGAGGGUCAAACCGGUACUGGCCCCCAAGCCCUGCCUCUCAAAACCCACAUCCGCCGCCGUGGCUUCCAAACCCCUCGCUUCAAAGAGCCCGCACCAAACAUCUGUAACAGAAAACCCUUGUGCUGUAGGUCUGCUGAACUCUCAUAAUGGAAUACAGCAAGAGAACAAAAAGCCGGAUUGGGAUUACAUUAUUCCUAUUUACUUGUGCAGCCAGGAAAACUGCCAGUGCAUCAGGAGCACAGCGGCAGGCAGAGACAAAACGGAGAGAGAGUUGCAGAAUGUUAAAGGCGAAGAAAAACGAAAGAUUCCCCAAACAUCCAGAGGUGUGGUGGAGAGUGGAGAGAGAACGGACGCUAGUAAGAGCCGAGUGAUGAGUGAUAAACCAGCACAGUCUGCCUCUACCAAUACCAACCUCACUCACCAUAAGCCUCUACAAGAGAGGCUCAAUUUGGACAAACAUCCUCACACAGACAUUACCUCCAGUCUUGUGGUGAACAUUAGGCCCUCUCCUCCUCACAGUACACGCAGCGAUAAGUCAAAUGGUAACGUAACACCUCAGGGUCCACCUGGGCGUGGGCCGAAGGAAGAUGCUCUUGGCUCAGGGCAGAUAUCUUGCGUGCCCCAACCCAAACCAGUCCCAGUGCCACGGAAACCCAGGACAGCUGUUCUGGCUGCCCAGGAAAAGGUGGAGGAGCAGAGGGAAGAGACUAUGAGCGUACAGGAAGGGAGGGAGAUGAACGUCAGAGAGGUGAAGGUGUCAUCGGAAGGGAAGGACAGCACACCCCUGUCUGUCAGUGUACCUGUUAGUUUAAACAAGCAGCCGAUUGUUCUGACUGUGAGAAAGGUCAGUGCUCCGCCAGCCCCUCCACCCAAGAAAAAGCCUUUUCUGUCUGCACCUGAGAGCGCGCCACCUGAGAUGCUGCCAAAGGAUGUGGACGAGGAGGACCUGGGCUGGGACAGCAGCGUUUAUGAGAUGGAAGUGUCGGUUGACAUGGAGAACGGAGAGUUGGACAAGGAGAUGCAAGGAAAGGAAGAUCAGGAGAGAGUCUUCAGCGACCUCACGCAUCGUCCGACUUCUAGCUUUUUGCUCAAUCAGCCGGAUAUCAGCCAGCCUCCUGCCAUCACCGUGGCAGCACAGAAGGUUGGGCACAGACUGCUUCCGAAGAAGCCGCAGAGAUACAGCAGCCACAUGACGUUGAUCCGGAGGAAGGAAUCCUCUGAGGAGAAAGAAAGUGGGAAAAUAGGAGAUGGUGAGAAAAGACAGGAGGUCGAUCCCAGACAAGAUUGUGUUUUGAGGGAGAGAGCGAUGAGGGAGCUGCCUCUGCCCCCAGAUGAGAAAGCAAGAAGAAGCCUCCUACCACCUGGAAUCAUUAAGCCCCUACGGUCCAGCCUGGGCAAACAGAGAGCCAAGUCGUUCUGCAGUGCCGACCUUGUUUGCUCCGACGCACCGAGGAGGAACUCCUUCCGGAAACUGCUGGACUUGAAGCUUUCGGUGAAGAUGCUGCCUAAGCUGAAAGUGAGACGAGGCCAGAGCCCGGACUGCACUGCCAACGACAAUGAGCAGAGUGUUGACAAUCUCCAAGAUGCACAUCAGAACCUCUCACAGCAUAUAAGAUUGGAACGUAAAUCAUCCUGUCCUCUGAUCGGAGUGGAGCAAAGCGUGGAUGGAGAUGACGUAUCCCCUGGGAUGGAUCAAGAUCUUCACUAUGAGAACAUCCGUCACUAUGAGGAGAUCCCAGACUACGAGAACGUCUACGAGGGGACCUUCUCACAGCCUCCGGCCUGGCAAGGCGACAUGUAUAAUGAUGAAGGCAUUUAUGAGGAGCAGGAGCCGUACAUGACCUUUGAGAAAAACUCUGGAAACCAACAGUGUCUCCCACCGACAGACUACGAAAGAAGCUCUGCCGGUGAGGAGGUGGAAGCCCUGGGCGACGGCCCGUCCGAUGAUGAUUUUAUGGUGAACACCUUGUCGUCAGACGAGGAGGACGAGAACGACAGCAGCUCCAUCUCAAGUAAAGGAGACGCUGAGCAGUCAGAGGAGAGUGCGAGUGGACAGAAGAAGAGCAAGAUUCACCACAUCGCUACUGAAAUCAUGAGCUCUGAGAGUGUGUUUGUCGAUGUCCUGAAGCUUCUUCAUGUCGACUUCCGAGAUGUGGUGUGCAAAUCAUCUCGUCAGAAUGGGAAGCCCGUGAUUGAGGAGCGACUUCUCAACCAGAUCCUGUAUUACCUCCCACAGCUCUACGAACUCAACCAAGACCUGCUGAGAGAGCUGAAGCAGAGAUUGGCCAAAUGGAAUGAGAGUGCGCAGCUAGCGGACAUUUUCCUGAAGAAAGGGCCCUAUCUGAAGAUGUACUCCACUUACAUCCGCGAGUUUGACAAGAAUGUGGCUUUGCUGGAAGAGCAUACCAAGAGGAACCCAGCAUUUGGAGCUGUAGUACGGGAAUUUGAGGCCACUCCACGCUGUGCCGGCUUGGCCCUGAAGCAUUACCUACUGAAGCCAAUUCAGAGGAUUCCUCAGUACCAGAUGCUGCUCACAGAUUAUCUGAAAAACCUCUCUGAGAACUCGGAUGAUUACAAGGACACACAAGCUGCCCUUGCUCUUGUGAAGGAGGUGGCCAAUCAUGCCAACGACAUCAUGAAACAAGGGGAUAAUUUCCAGAAGCUGAUCCAGGUGCAGUGCAGUCUGAACGGCCAUCAUGAGAUAGUCCAGCCUGGGCGGAUCUUCCUGAAGGAGGGCGUCCUGAUGAAACUGGCCAGGAAGGUCAUGCAGCCCAGAAAGUUCUUCCUGUUUAACGACAUGUUGCUGUACACCACCCCUGUUCAGUCGGGUCAGUACAAGCUGAACAACAUUCUGUGUCUGGCUGGGAUGAGGGUUAGCAAACCAAGCCAGGAGGCCUAUCAGAACGAGCUGAACAUUGAGAGUGUGGAGCGCUCCUUCAUUCUGUCGGCAAGUUCGGCAAGAGAGAGAGACGAAUGGCUCGGGGCCAUUUCCACAGCGAUCUGUGACUACACCAGAAAGAAAAUCAGUUUUAUAACUGGCAAACCUCUAGAGGAGGUAGAACUGACAGACGGUGGUGAUGGUGUUCCUUUGGGAUCCAAAGCCCCGAUAUGGAUCCCUGACCCACGGACCACCAUGUGCAUGAUCUGCACCUGUGAGUUCUCCCUGACCUGGCGGAGACACCACUGCCGAGCAUGUGGAAAGGUGGUGUGCCAGUCCUGUUCCUCCAACAAACACUGCCUUGAAUACCUAAAGAACCAGUUAGCACGGGUGUGUGACCAGUGCUUCAUUGUUCUUCAGCAGCAGAAAAGUGAAGGCUCCAUUUCAGCAGCUUUGUCCCCUGGAGGCAGAAACACCUUUGCUUUUUCCAGGAAGCAGAAGAAGAAACCGGCUGCACUCAAAGAGGUGUCAGCAAACACAGACAACUCCUCCAUGAGCGGCUAUCUCCAGAGGUCAAAGGGCAAUAAGAAGCAGGGGAAGAGGCUGUGGUUUGUCAUUAAAGACAAAGUCUUGUACACGUACGCUGCAAGUGAGGAUGUCGCAGCCUUAGAGAGUCAGCCCCUGUUAGGAUUCAUGCUGAAAGUGGAUUCAUUUCAGGAGUUACAGUUUAAGCUCUACCACAAAAACACACUGCACCACAUUUUUAAAGCUGAUGACGCACAAACAGCUCAAAGAUGGAUCGACUCAUUCAAAGAAGCCACUGUACUUUAACACCUUCAGUUCAUCAACGAACUUUCUAACCUGUCAAUGUUUACCUCAGAUCUACAAAAAGCUCCUGGAGGCACAAUAUUAGUUGCAUUAAAAUGAAGUAAACACAAAUUACUUUUCCAGUUAAAACUUACUGUAAUUGCCUUUUCCAAUGUUUGUUGAGUACUCUUUUGGUGGUGAAAUUUACACACCAGUGUUUUCCACCAGAUAUUAUUUUAGCUGUGUUUAAAUUUAACAUUUAGAUUUAGUCACAUUUUAAUUUAAUUGUGUAGUUGCCUGUUUGGAUCUACAUAGCAUCGAUUUGUCAGAUAAAGCCCAUUGUCUGUAGAUUUUUUAUAAAUAGUGUAAAUUAAUUUGUAUCCACAUUUGCCUAAAUGUUAAAACAAAUCUUGCAAAUGUGUUCUGCUAUUCAGGGAUUAGUACUUUAUUUCACACAGAUCUAGAUGUACAGCACUCAAGACACAACUUUUAAUACUUGUAUAGGAAAGUUUCAUUUUCACAAGUCUCACUAGUUUAUCUGGGAAUAAAUAUUCACUGUUUGGACAUUAAUUAACUUUACUUUGACAUAAAUAUACUGCAAAGUGUUUUGCACUUAAGUCACUUAAAUGGUUGUACAUAGAUUAUAUCCCAUAAACAUUUAUAAUUUGUAAAUAUAGAUAAUUGUAAAUGAAAUGUUAUUAAAGUUCCAUGAAUUUUGCCUUUUA